UGCCCCGUGCGGCGUCGCUCAGAUUUUUGCACAUGCGAGUGGCGCCAAGAGUAGAUGCUAAGUCCUGGUAGACACAUGUUGUGAUGGGGCAGCGAGAAAGGCUUUUUUCAGCUUAUCAGGUCGGAGAGGAUGACAUGAAUUUAGGUGCUCGGCAAACACAUCCGGGCAGCAAGGUGCCCAUGCUGCCGAGCGUGGAGACGCGACCAUUUGAUACUCUUCGACACGCUACAGGUGUGUUGAUGACUUCAAGCGCUGUAAAACUCCCGCUCUUGCAUGACAAGCACCUCUCUGCGACGGAUUCGCUGCUUGCUGCAGCCACUGCCGCCAGUCGAUCCACAGGGUCUUUGCUCAAUCCGUGGUCCACGUCUAGGUUUCAGAUGAGCAGAUCUGAGUCAGACAAGCUUCUCCCAAGGAGACGUAAAGCUUGUAACCGACUUUUGCAGAGGCUGUCUCUCUCCACUUUGGAUAUGGAGGAUGGCACCAAAAGCAGCACUAGCUUGGGCACCGCAGGGCGCAUUGGUAUGAAUCCUCCUCGAAAGAAGGAGCGCUUUCGAAGGGAUUCCUUUGAGGAACACGCAGCACUCUUCGAGAUCGCCAAGACGGCACAUCAGAUUUGCCUAAAGCUUACAGAGAAGAGGCCAGAUGAUCCCUCAACUCGUGCUGGGAAGGCAUCAAGAAAGGCUUACCAAAAGAAGAAGAAAAAAGAAAAGGAAGCAGCAAUGCAAGCUGCAAUGGACACAUGGAGUCGGGCUACCUUGGCGAGUGUCCCUGAGGCGGACGCUGAGGCAAAGAGAGCCGCGGAGACGCGGAUGAAGGAACUGGAGGAGGAGAUGAGACAGGAGGAAGAGACGCCUGACUAUACUCCCGUGUCUUCACCACUGGGGACAAGGACGCUUGGAGAAGAGAAUUUGCGUUCCGGAGAAAGCUCACCAAAAUCAGGCAGCAAGAAGCGCCUGGCAAGAACCACUUCGAUGCGGUCUAAUGUUGCAGGCCGGGAUGAUGCAAAGUAUGGUCUUCCCAACCUGCAAGAUCGAAUCGACCAGAUUCAGAAUACAUACUUCGGCAAAGCUGACCUCAUGGAUGAGGCGACAGUCCAGCGAAUGCGCAUGGUCUUCAAUCGCUUUCGGAAUGCCUCGGGAAAUGAGAUUCAGCAGGAAGACCUGCCCAGUGCCGUGGAGUUCUUGGGAUACGUGGUCAAUGCACAUGAGGCACUUGAUGAGGUGGCUGGUCAAGUAACGUCAUUUAAGGAGAUGGAUUUUAAUGAGUUCCUGGAGUUCAUUGAAAAGUACAGUCGUCAGCAGUUUGAGCGCUACAAGGUCUUGUUCCAUGAAUUUGACGAAGAUGGCAGCGGUGAGAUCGAGAUCGGUGAACUCAGAAAGUUACUGUCCAACAUCGGCUUCGUUGUGGUGAGGCAGAUGAUUGAGGAGGCCCUGGAUGUGGUGGACACGGACGGCAAUGGUCAGUUGAAUUUUGAAGAAUUCAUUUACUUCCUGACGGUCUAUCAACAUACUGAGGGUUUUACAAAGGACGAGGUGAGGCGGAUGCAUGACAUCUACCAGGGAUUUGUUGCAGAGUCAAUGAAGCUCAAAAUGGGAACUUCGCUGCGAUGUGAAGACCUUUCUGAUGCCCUUGUCGCAUUUUUUGGGCUUCAUGCGGAGCCACACGCAGCGCGCAUUGGGCAUAAGCUCUGCAACAAUGCAAGUGGUGGAAAAAGGAAUACUGGCGCCAAUGAUGGCUUGAGCUUCCACGAGUUCCUGAUCUUUGCCCGGAGCGUCCGACUGGGUGAGCAGGCUCACUACAGGCAGGAGUUUGAGCGAUUUGAUCAGGAUAAGAGUGGGAACAUCAAUGCAUCGGAGCUUCGACAUGUGCUACAAGCGUUGGGCUACCAGCCAAUGCGGGUUGUCAUCGACGAAGUUUUGCAGGAGGUGGACUUUGAAUCCGAUGCUGAAUUGGACUUUGAGGAGUUCUUCCACUUUAUGCUAGUCUUCAAGCAGCGUGAUGGCUUUAGCCAACAGGAGCUGGAUGAAUAUGAAGCGGUGUUUCGGAAGUUUGAUCGAGAUAUGUCUGAUAAUAUCAAUGUGCAUGAGCUCGGGGACAUGUUGCGUUACCUGGGAUUCAGCGUAGGAACUGACAACCUCUACAUGCUUCUGGCGCAGGUCGAUGUCAAUCGCAACGGUACACUGGACUGCAACGAGUUUCUGCGGCUCAUGCGGCUGCAUCGAGAAAGCGAGUUGAAGAGGCUUCGCGAUAUCUUUGAGCAGCGAUGUGAUUCCGGGGACGAGAUCAGUGCUCUGGAUGUGAAGCCAGGGCUCCAGGAGUACAUGUGUGAAGAAGUUCCUGCGCAAGUCUUGCUGCACAAUGCGUCAGACAAGCUUGACUUUGAGGAGUUUGUAACUCUCGCUGACACAGCGCGGUGGACGAAGGUGGUCUCAGAGCGACGUAUGGCUGGCUUUUCUUCUACUGAGAUUGAUAGCCUAGAGGAGAUGUUCGGUCACUAUGACAAAGACGGCAGUGGCGACAUUGACUCCUUCGAGGUUCAGGAAUUGCUGAAUGACUUCGGGUUGAAGCUCAGGACCAGGGCAGAACGACAGGAAGUUCUGGACCAACUGGAAGAAGCACGGCAACUGGCAGCUGAGGCAGGCGUGAAGCCAGACGUUCGGAGGCCGAAGACAAUGAUCACCUUCUGGGAACUGGUACAGCUGGUGAGGCUAGUGAAGACCCACCGAGCCAAGGUGAAGGAGGAAGAGAGUCGAAAGCAACUUGAAGCCAUCUCGUUUUCCAAGCAGGAGAUCGAUGACUUCCGAGCCGUGUUCUUGAGCUGGGCCAAACAUGGCGGCAUGGGCCUCUCCAGUGAAGACACCGCCUUGGGCACGAAAGUGUCCCUCCAUGAGACAGCUGCGAAGAAGAAAGAAACGGAGGAUCUGGAUGAGGAAGAGCCAGGCCUUUCAAUGUCGAUGCUGCAAAAGCUUCUUCGAUGGUUAAAUGUCCCGAUGACUAUGCAAGGAAAGCAAGCGAUGGAGGAAAAGCUGAGCUCAGUACUGUUGACAGACAAGAACGAACUGAGUUUCGUUGGCUUUUUGCAAAUGAUGCGUUGGAUGCUGGACACCAACUUCUGUGGCAUCAACGGGGUGGCACAGAAGGCAGCCUCAGCAGCGCAGCAGCACAUGGCGCGAGCCAUAGGAUCUUAAAGUACAAAAUGUGAGCAGGAAAUCUGAAUCUGUGCUUCCAGAGAAGCGCCAAAGACACAGACAGCUUUGCCAAAGAUUGCAACACGUGGAACUCGAAGUCUUUGAUGUUGCUAUGAUGGAUCACAUGCGUUUGUCC
Molecule: messenger RNA, 3324 nt
Organism: Cladocopium goreaui
Lineage: Eukaryota; Dinophyceae; Suessiales; Symbiodiniaceae
Source: the annotation of a GenBank genome assembly